Messenger RNA from Xiphophorus maculatus (southern platyfish), 3537 nucleotides. RefSeq names its product palmitoyltransferase ZDHHC3-like (gene zdhhc3a). Gene Ontology annotation, molecular function: protein-cysteine S-palmitoyltransferase activity. The coding region runs from base 174 to 1127 and encodes 317 amino acids. Lineage: Eukaryota; Metazoa; Chordata; Actinopteri; Cyprinodontiformes; Poeciliidae. Gene Ontology annotation, biological process: protein targeting to membrane; peptidyl-L-cysteine S-palmitoylation. The record is from RefSeq and is a predicted model, not a curated record. The transcript is spliced from 7 exons. Gene Ontology annotation, cellular component: Golgi apparatus; endoplasmic reticulum.
CUGAUGGCGCUGAGGCAGACGAUGAAGGAGGGUGGGGGGGUUUACCACAGCAGCAGGAGCAGGGAAGGAAGGAAGCGAGCGGAGGAUGCUUAUCUUCAAGCAUGUGAUGACUGAAGCCUGAAGGUUGAGAGGCUGCGGCAGCAGGACCUGCUAGCAUCCAGCUUCAAUGAAGGAUGAAGAGCCCGGUGCACAGAUGCAGGGACGUGGAGCACGGACGCGGGCAGGCCGGGUCUGGGGCCGGGUCUGGUGGUGGGGGAGGGUCCAACUGCCUACAACCUGAACAGCGCAUCCCUGUCUCCAAAGACGUCAUCACUUCCUCUUCUUCCUCAGCCUUGUGGUUCAUCAGGGACACCUGCGGCAUCGUGUGCGCCAUCAUAACGUGGCUGCUGGUGUUUUAUGCUGAGUUCGUGGUGCUGUUUGUCAUGCUGGUGCCCUCCAAGAAUCUCACUUACAGUAUUGUGAACGGGACCUUGUUCAAUACUUUGGCCUUUCUGGCCCUCGCCUCACACCUCAGGGCCAUGUGCACUGACCCUGGGGCCGUGCCAAAAGGGAACGCCACUAAGGAAUACAUAGAAAGCCUUCAGCUGAAACCAGGGCAGGUGGUCUACAAAUGUCCAAAGUGCUGCAGCAUCAAGCCUGACAGAGCGCACCACUGCAGUGUAUGCAAACGAUGCAUACGGAAGAUGGACCACCACUGUCCCUGGGUCAACAACUGUGUUGGGGAAAACAACCAAAAGUACUUUGUUCUUUUCACAAUGUACAUUGCACUCAUCUCUCUGCACUCUCUGGCCAUGGUGGUCUUCCAUUUCCUCUACUGCUUUGAAGAUGAUUGGACAAAGUGCAGCUCCUUCUCUCCUCCAGCAACAGUCAUCCUCCUCAUCCUCCUGUGCUUUGAGGGCCUCCUCUUCCUCAUCUUCACCUCUGUGAUGUUUGGCACCCAGGUCCACUCCAUCUGUACCGAUGAGACAGGCAUAGAGCAGUUGAAAAAGGAAGAGCGAAGAUGGGCUAAAAAAACUAAGUGGAUGAACAUGAGGGCGGUUUUUGGACACCAUUUCUCUUUAUUGUGGUUAAGCCCCUUCUCCACCCCUGACCACGGCAAGGCUGAAACCUACCAGUAUGUGGUGUGAGGGAGCUCAGGACAGGGAAUGAGAAGGCCUGGAAAAGCUAGCCUGUUUGCUCCCACUCAGCCUGACUUACAGUGUACGUCCCACACAAGCCAUGGACAGCUUGUCAUGUGCUCUUUGUGCUGCCAACUAAGUGAGCAAUGUCUAAUUUAUUUAUUUUUUUGUUUUGUUUGCCUUUACAAGUUGAGUUGCAGAGAAAAAGAAACACUGUCUUUUUGCGAACACUGUGAUAAAUCAGUUUUUUUUCUGGUCUUUUCUCUUAUCAGAAACUGUCUGUUCUUGCUUGGUGCAUAAUCUUCUUGCGUUUUGUUCAAGGAUACGUUCAGCCAAAUUACAAAAGAAAAGGAUAAAAUGGAAAAUGACAUCACUUCAGCCUGCAGGUAUAUGGCUGUUCUUGUAGGUUAGGUGACUAAAACGGUGAAAAAUCAAAAUGAAAUCAAAUGAUUAGGUUAUGAGAGUAGCCAGAAGAGUUUAUCCUGCAGGUUUUUAUCAGGGACAUGUGAAGGAAUGCACCUACCUCAUCUGCUGAAAAAUAUGUUUAGCCACUGGUUCAGUCCAGAUACACCUACUGAGAUAUAUCCAGUAUACAUGAUGCCUUUUGAAAGAUUUCAUGCCCCUUGAUUUCUUCCCAUUUUGCAGUGAACAUUGAACAAUGUGCAAAACUGUAAGAAACACAUCCCAAAAGACUUGCAGCUGGAACUGCAGUUAAAAGUGGUUCUACAACGUUUUGGGUCAUGUGAGUUGAAUAAAUCAUUUUCUGCACCACUAUAGACAAGAGAUGCAGCGAUAAAUCGGUGCUGAUUUCCUUCAUGUUGGGUGAUGAAUGAUCGAAGGUCUGAAAAUCAGCCGCUGUCCUGUUUUGUGCAGCAGGUCACCUCUGCACAUGAGUGAUUAACAAUAGUCACCUCACUUUUGCCAACUUGGUUUGUUUUCCCACCUGAUAGUCCGCUAGGGUCAGUUUGACUGGGGACCAAAACUGCAACAUUUGUUAUUUUCAGCUGAAGCAGUUUUCUCUCACACUACAGUGUGUCAAAUGAACCAAACCCUUUGAAAGACAUGUUCCCCUCCUUGCCAGCAGAGGCGCUGUACCAAGAACCACUGAGGGAAAUGACAUAAAAACCGCUGAGGAUAUUGAGAGGAGCUUCUUUCUUCAUAAAGCCAAAAUCAGAUUUUAGUUGUUGUAGGAUUUUUCUUUUGGCGUUGAUAAAAGACCAAGCCAUUCAGAUUCAGAUUUAUUCCUAUCCCCAGUGGGCAAUUGAUGAGCCAUUACUCCAGCUAGCAUUAGACUCACUCCUCUAUUUUGGUUGUAUUUACCCAGAAUUCUCUGCGUUAUAGUCCGCUUUCUGCUUUUGAAGCGGGCUUGGUGUUCACAUAUGCAUUGAGGCGCAUCAGUUCACUUCAGCUCAACAACUCUAGGUUUGUAGGCGGACCAGAGUUUGUUUUUGAUAGUUUGCAUCCAUUUUUCUGAUUGGUCAUUCACACCUCUCCAAACGAACCAGACCCUCUAAACAGACAAACUGAGAUUAAUGAGGACUGAACAGGGCUGAUAUGAAUCCAUACAUACAAUUUUUGUCACUAUAUUUAUGGUAUAUCUAUAUAUUUUUGGACUUUUUAGACCAAAAAAUUUGUAUUGGUCAAAAUCUGAAUCGACAGGUCAGACUUUUAAAUGAUUUGUUUUCUGUCAGAAAACUACAAUCGGUGCACUCCUACUAUCCUAGUAUGCACUAUUUUGUGCCAGUCUCUCUCCUACAAUCCUAUAUAAAUACAUUGUGACUUAACUGUGAUGAAAGGUGAACAAGUUCAAGAUGUAAGGCACUUUAAGGAUUUAUCUCUAGGUAUACAAGCUGCUGUACAGCCUCUAAUCAUCUAAAAUCAUUUUUUUCUGCUACACUCCCACGAUGAGCUAAAAUGGGAAAUUAGUGGUAAAUAUAUUCUGUAAUUUAGCUGAACGAUCUUUUUUAUUUUUUUCUUUGGACUGGCAAAAUUCCGUUUUCUUAUUGAAGUGAUUCCUUUGUGAAACCAGAUCCAUGAGCUUUUAAUUGCCGCCAAAAGCUGCACAUCAGCAGCUCCUUUAUUGCUGUUUCCAAUUGGGUUAAACUAUUUUUAUUUAUUCAUUUUUUUUAAUAUUAUUUUGUAUGAAGGGCAGAUUCUAAGAAUCAGAGAAAUGAAAAUUGUUUAGUUCUCCCUGUACCGUACUAUCCUGACCUUUCCUCCUCUGAUCAGCCUCCAUCUUGGCCGCUUUGCUUCGCUUUGCCUUCAGUCUCUUCACAAAGUCCUCAGGUGUCUCUGCGUCACAACGGUUGUUUUUUUUUUUUUGUAUUUUGGAAGUGCAACAAAUGGUGGAAACAUACUGAAGCUAAGUUCAGUGCUGAGGCAUCACACUUUCAAAAAAAGCCAAUAAAUUAUGACAACU